AAAGUAAAGCAGGAAGAAGAGAUGGGAUGCAGCUUCACAGCCCUUCAAAUUUUACUUCCAACGGUCUCAACAAAUUUCCAAACCAGAGGAGAGCAGCUGGCACCAUGGCAAGGCUGGUGCUGCAGCACAAACAACCUUCUCUCUCUCUCCUCCCCCCGUCUUCUCUCUCUGAUUUCCAUGGCACCCGAUCAAUGACCACCUCUUUUCAGUAUAAAAGAAAGGUAUGGCAACCGAAAGGGGGAUUGCGUGUUACAGCUUUGAGUACCAAGAAAAUCCUGAUAAUGGGAGGGACACGGUUUAUCGGUGUGUUUUUGUCACGACUUCUUCUAAAAGAGGGCCAUCAGGUGACUCUUUUCACGAGAGGAAAAGCACCCAUCACCCAACAAUUGUCUGGUGAAUCAGACAUAGAGUAUGCCGAUUUUUCUUCCAAGAUCUUGCAUUUAAAAGGAGAUAGGAAGGACUAUGACUUUGUGAAAGCUAGUCUCUCAGCAGAAGGCUUCGAUGUCGUGUAUGAUAUCAAUGGAAGAGAGGCCGAGGAGGUGGAACCAAUAUUGGAUGCCUUACCGAAGCUUGAACAGUACAUAUACUGCUCUUCCGCUGGUGUUUAUCUCAAAUCUGAUCUUUUACCACAUUUUGAGACGGAUGCAGUUGAUCCAAAGAGCAGGCAUAAGGGAAAGCUUGAGACCGAGAGCUUACUAGAAUCAAGGGAUGUCAAUUAUACUUCAAUAAGACCGGUCUACAUCUAUGGGCCGUUGAACUACAAUCCUGUUGAAGAGUGGUUCUUCCACCGGCUGAAAGCAGGUCGGCCGAUCCCAAUUCCCAACUCAGGAAUACAAAUUUCCCAGCUUGGUCAUGUAAAGGAUUUAGCGACGGCUUUUAUCAAAGUUCUUGGUAAUGAAAAGGCCAGCAAGCAAGUAUUCAACAUCUCUGGAGACAAAUACGUGACGUUUGAUGGAUUAGCAAAGGCGUGCGCGAAGGCUGCUGGAUUCCCUGAACCGGAGAUCAUUCACUAUAACCCAAAGGAGUUUGAUUUUGGCAAAAAGAAGGCAUUUCCCUUCCGAGACCAGCAUUUCUUCGCGUCGGUUGACAAGGCGAAGAGCGUGCUUGGGUGGAAACCAGAGUUCGACCUGGUGGGAGGUCUCGCGGACUCCUACAACCUCGACUUUGGCAGGGGAACAUUCAGGAAAGAGGCUGAUUUCUUCACGGACGACAUGAUUCUUGGAAAGAGCCUUGUUCUCACCUAGUUUAUUUAUUUCUCCGAAUUUUUCCUCUCUUUUCCUUCAAGCUUCAUUCUGGAAUGGGAAUUUUUCUGGUGGACAAAAGAACACAACUAUGCUUCAUAGAAUUUCCCAUCUGGUUUAGCAGAGAA
This is a messenger RNA of Rhododendron vialii, 1369 nucleotides long. RefSeq names its product chloroplast stem-loop binding protein of 41 kDa b, chloroplastic. Bases 27 to 1244 code for a protein of 405 amino acids. The transcript has 10 exons. NCBI's taxonomy places the organism in Eukaryota, Viridiplantae, Streptophyta, Magnoliopsida, Ericales, Ericaceae. Gene Ontology annotation, cellular component: cytosol. Gene Ontology annotation, biological process: rRNA processing. Gene Ontology annotation, molecular function: RNA binding. The record is from RefSeq and is a predicted model, not a curated record.